AUGAUGAUGAUGAAGAUGAGGAGGGAGAUGAUGAAGAGGAGGAGGGAGAUGAUGAAGAGGAGGGAGAUGUUGAAGAGGAGGAGUGAGAUGGUGAUGAUGAAGAUGAGGAGGGAGAUGAUGAAGAGGAGGAGGGAGAUGAUGAAGAUGAGGAGGGAGAUGAUGAACAGGAGGAGGGAGAUGAUGAAGAGGAGGAGGGAGAUGAUGAAGAGGAGGAGUGAGAUGAUGAUGAUGAAGAUGAGGAGGGAGAUGAUGAAGAGGAGGAGGGAGAUGAAGAAGAGGAGGAGUGAGAUGAAAAAGAGGAGGAGGGAGAUGAAGAAGAGGAGGAGUGAGAUGAAGAAGAAGAGGAGUGAGAUGAUGAAGAGGAGGAGUGAGAUGAUGAAGAGGAGGAGUGAGAUGAUGAAGAGGAGGAGGGAGAUGAAGAAGAGGAGGAGUGAGAUGAAGAAGAGGAGGAGGGAGAUGAUGAAGAGGAGGAGUGAGAUGAAGAAGAGGAGGAGGGAGAUGAAUAAGAUGAGGGAGGUGAAGAAGAGGAGGAGUGAGAUGAUGAUGAUGACGAGGAGGAGUGAGAUGAAGAAGAGGAGGAGUGAGAUGAUGAUGAUGAAGAGGAGGAGGGAGAUGAAGAAGAGGAGGCGGUAG
Messenger RNA from Knipowitschia caucasica, 633 nucleotides. NCBI's taxonomy places the organism in Eukaryota, Metazoa, Chordata, Actinopteri, Gobiiformes, Gobiidae. The record is from the annotation of a GenBank genome assembly.